AUGAUGCCUUAAAAAGAUAAUGUCGUAACUAUUUUGAACAGAUAACUAAAAAUUCUUAGUGUUUUAGGAUAAGGAAAUUUUGGAACUGUAUGGAAAGUUGAAGAGGAAAGGACCAAAGAAAUAUUUGCACUAAAAAUAUAAAAUUAUUUAGAUCCAUAUGAGUAGGAGAUUUUGGGAAAUCUUUCUUAGUUUUCUCACAGAAACAUAGUUAACGUCAUAGGUUAUGAAAAAAUUAAUGAUUAAUGUUUUUGUAUUCUAAUGGAAUGUUGUAAUGAAAACUUAUUUGAAAGAAUACAAUAAAAAGUAUUCGAUCAAAAAGAUCUUAGAUAUGUAUUAGUGAGCAUAGCAGAUGGACUAAAAGCAUUACAUAAUAAUACAAUUACUCAUAGAGAUUUGAAACCAGAGAACAUUAUGAUUAAAGUAAUUAAGGAUUCUAAGAAUCCAGAAUACACAUAAAAUAUAUAUAAAAUUGGAGAUUUUGGUUUAUCCUCAAAGAAGGAUAUUAACCAAACAAGUUAAGUUGGUACUUGUUACUACAUGGCUCCUGAGGUGAUUAAAAAUCAACCCUAUACUAACUUGGUUGACAUAUGGUCUUUAGGAGCAAUUUCAUACGAGCUAGUGACAAACAGGCCAUUGUUUGAAGGAUAUACCUAAGAUUAAGUCCUAGAAUAAGUUGCUAAUUUCAACAAAAAAGAAUUCUACGAUGUUUUUCUUUAAAAGAUAUCAAUAAUUAAAGAAGAUGAAUACCAAUCUCUAAUUAAAAAAAUGUUGCAAUAUAAUCCUGAGAACAGAAUCAAUAUAGAUGAAGUUUUCUCCUCCAAAAAUUCUGCCUUUAUUUUAGCCGAAAAUCGAUGCUCCCCACAAAUUAUUUCAAACUCCCAAAACAUAUGA
Paramecium tetraurelia is the source of this 891-nucleotide messenger RNA. RefSeq lists its product as uncharacterized. Lineage: Eukaryota; Ciliophora; Oligohymenophorea; Peniculida; Parameciidae. The transcript is spliced from 2 exons. The record is from RefSeq and is a predicted model, not a curated record. Gene Ontology annotation, cellular component: autophagosome; cytoplasm. Gene Ontology annotation, biological process: protein autophosphorylation; peptidyl-serine phosphorylation; autophagy. Gene Ontology annotation, molecular function: ATP binding; protein serine/threonine kinase activity.